AUGGACCUGAGCCCCCUCACCCCUCGCCCCCUCACCAGCCCCACCCACCACCUCAACGUGGCGACGAUAUGCUCCCUAAUCCUCAUACUAUAUGCUGCUUACUAUAUCCUCGUCAGGCGAUACGCCUCUAUCACCAUCAUAGGACCACUUUGCCGCGCAGAGGUGGGUGAGAACCGCGAGACGACAGAAGAGCUCGUCCGGAGCUGGUGUGGCAGCCUCAAGCAGGGAUUCAGGGCAAGCUGGUGGUUACCCAUUGGCCAUGCUCAGACGAUCUACUCGGCGCUCGCAGACUUCUCCAAGGACGACCAGCUUGUAUAUCAAAGACAAUUGUUGAGACUUCCAGAUGGAGGAACCAUCGGUGUGGAUGUUUAUCCCAAACUGUGUGUCAAGUUGCCCAAUAGCGCCCCCGUCGUGAUCGUCAAUCAUGGCCUCACUGGGGGAGCUCAUGAAAGCUAUAUUCGAAAUCUGGUCUUGUGCUUGGCAAAACCCAUGAAAGAUGGAGGGCUUGGAGCCAGAUGCGCUGUGGUCAACUUCCGAGGCUGUGCAAAUACGCCACUCACAUCCCCUGUGCUGUACUCUUCCGGGAACACCAUCGACAACCAUACUGCCACUCUCUACCUCGCUAGCCUCUUUCCUGAUGCCCCUCUGGUCGGCAUCGGCUUUUCGCUCGGCGCUGCUGUCAUGACUCGCUACAUGGGUGAGCAAGGUGCAAAAAGUCGUUUACGCGCUGCAGUAGUACUCUGCUGCCCAUUGGAGUUUAGAUCAGUCACGGCCAAACUCGACUCUGCGCACAUCUUUCCACGGCUCUACUCUCUCUCCAUGGCACGCAAGAUCCUUAGCUCCAUAUACCCACACCUACUGCCACACUCGGCUCUGUCCGGCCCAUCGUCCGAGCUCCACAGCUCCAUCCCAGAGAUCCUGUCCCUUACCGCGUCAUUCAAGUACAAGUGGACUCUUCGUGCGAGCAAGGUCAUGGAGUUGGUGGUCACCAAGGUCGGGGGGAGUGGACCAUGUUUCCCCUUCGAGGGUAUGGACUCCUUCAUGGAGUGGGCCUGUCCCAGUGGAUGGCUUGGAAAAAUCAAAAGGCCAACUUUGGCUAUCUCUGCCCUUGACGACCCAAUUGUUUCGGGCGACUGUCUCCCUUUCUCUGCCAUCCGGAGCUCUUCUCACAUGGUACUAGCUGGCGUCCCCCAAGGCGGCCAUCUUGGGUGGUUUGACGGCCCCUUGUUUGGCCCCGAGCGACACCGCCGCUGGCAUGUCCGCCCCAUCAUCGAAUUUCUUCGCGGUGUCAUCCAAACUCUCCCCAAAUCCGCUUCCGAGAAGGCACUUCCGGUCAUCAAGGUCGUGGAGAAGGAGAAUGGCUGGUGCUGGGUGCGAGACGUGGGGUGGAGGGUUCUGGAUGAGGAUGAGGAUGUGGGUUGGGCGGGAAGCAGAGGUUACGACGAAGGCACUGUCCAUGUCGCUUUGUGA
Cryptococcus wingfieldii CBS 7118 is the source of this 1470-nucleotide messenger RNA. Its product is annotated as anon-23da protein. The transcript is spliced from 8 exons. Bases 1 to 1470 code for a protein of 489 amino acids. Gene Ontology annotation, biological process: medium-chain fatty acid catabolic process; medium-chain fatty acid biosynthetic process. Gene Ontology annotation, molecular function: monoacylglycerol lipase activity; acetylesterase activity. Lineage: Eukaryota; Fungi; Basidiomycota; Tremellomycetes; Tremellales; Cryptococcaceae. The record is from RefSeq and is a predicted model, not a curated record.